AUGUCAUCAUACAGAGGUAAAUCUGAUUAUGAUUGUAUAUGGGUGGGUGGUGUUGAAUCAUUUUAUUCAAAUUUUUCUACAUCCAAAGGUUUAAGAACUUUUAAAUUAGUUGUUGAAGAUACAGUUUUUUAUAUCAAUCCAGGAUAUUUUGGUGAAUUAUCUUCUGUUUUCCAGAAUGCCUAUGAAGAGAUGAAUAAGGCUGGUAAAGAUAUUUUAGAAAUUCACAAAUAUACUCCAUCUGAAAUUUUGGAACUUCUUAGAGUUGUUACACCAUGUCCUGUUCAAAAACCUAUAACCAAUGAUAAUGUUACAUUGUUAAUUAAAUUAGCAUCAUCCUUAGAAAUUGAUCAACUUAUUCAUGAGAUUGAAUAUUUUAUAACAAAAAAUCAUACUACAAUGCCAUUGUUAUUGGUUGGAGAUAUUAUUAAAACAAUGUCUAUUCUUGAGUUGCAAGCAUAUGAUUCUUAUGGAGUUUUGUUGAAUUAUCUUGCUCAACUUCCAACACCUGAAUAUGACAAGAUUUCAUCAUCAACAUCUCUUGGUGAUGGUGGUUAUAGUGAUCUUAUAGAAAUUAGGGGUAGUCAGGCAAAUUUAAAACUUAUCAAAUGUAGUUCAAGAAAAGAAAGUUUUAGGAGGAAUUCAAUUAAAUUUGCAAAGCCGAUUAUUAACAUGUUUAAGAAAAAUAGUUUUAAUUUGAAAUAA
This is a messenger RNA of Strongyloides ratti, 702 nucleotides long. Its product is annotated as BTB/POZ fold domain and BTB/POZ domain-containing protein. The coding region runs from base 1 to 702 and encodes 233 amino acids. The transcript has 2 exons. Gene Ontology annotation, molecular function: protein binding. The record is from RefSeq and is a predicted model, not a curated record. NCBI's taxonomy places the organism in Eukaryota, Metazoa, Nematoda, Chromadorea, Rhabditida, Strongyloididae.